AUGGCAAGAAAGCCAAAUUUCACUCCGCAAGAGCUGUCUGUGUUGGUCGAUCUCGUCGACCAACACAGACAAGUAUUGUUUAGCAAAUUCAAAAAUGCCAGAAGCAAUGCUGCCAAAACUCAGCAGUGGCAGCACAUCACGGAUCGGGUGAAUGCAGUGGGCCUCAGCUGCCGGCGCACGGUGGAGGACAUCAGGUCAAAAUGGAGGGACUACUCCAGCGUCACAAAAAGAAAGGCUGCAACCCUCAGAAGAGAGAGGGAGCGGACUGGUGGUGGGAGGACCAGUCUGCCUUCCCUCACAGCUGAGGAGGAGAGGGUUGUAGCCAUUCUAGGUCCGGAGGCGCUGGAGGGAGUCCCUGGCGGCAUUGAUAUGUUCGCCCGUCGGCGUACGAGCGCACCUGAAUCCCCACCGUGCCAGUCACAGGGCCCCUCCACUUCCACCUCCAUCCUGCCACAGGGCCCCUCUACUCCCACCGUCACCCCCUCGGAAGACCCCUCCACCCCUUCACAAGACGCCAGGCCACCCCUCCGUUGCCGACGUUCCCUCAGGGCUGCGGUGUCUCCUGCGUCCCCAGAACGGCAUUGGUCUGAAAGCCCUCCGACUCCCCUCGGCCGACCCUCGCCUCUCCAACGCAAUCGCUGCGAUUGCAGCGUGGAGCUCCUGAGGUCGGAGGAGCAGAAGAUCGCCAUUCUGAGGGGCAUCAAGGAUGAGCUGACAGAUCUGAGGGAGCAACAAGAGCGUCACCAUCAGGAGACGAUGGCGUAUCGGCGGCAGAAAUUGGCCUUGGCCGUUUCGAAGCCGUCGUUCAUGAUACAUCUCCCCACUGCCGAAGGUAAGUUCUAG
Molecule: messenger RNA, 843 nt
Organism: Alosa alosa (allis shad)
Lineage: Eukaryota; Metazoa; Chordata; Actinopteri; Clupeiformes; Clupeidae
Product: myb-related transcription factor, partner of profilin-like
Exons: 1
Coding region: 1-843 (280 amino acids)
Cellular component (GO): nucleus
Source: RefSeq, a predicted model, not a curated record